This is a messenger RNA of Talaromyces atroroseus, 1299 nucleotides long. RefSeq lists its product as hypothetical. Bases 1 to 1299 code for a protein of 432 amino acids. The transcript has 3 exons. Lineage: Eukaryota; Fungi; Ascomycota; Eurotiomycetes; Eurotiales; Trichocomaceae. The record is from RefSeq and is a predicted model, not a curated record.
AUGGCAUCGCUAGAACCUGGCCCCUCUGUGCCAACCGCCAGUGCACAUCCACCUGGCACUGCACCAGCAGACCUAACUUCUGGUGCCAUUUCUGCUACCGUUGAAGAGAAAUUUUAUGAUCCUCAGCGCCUUGAUCUACUCAAUCGUCUAGUUCAACUGAUAGGAUUAACGUCUUUCCCCUCCGCCUGGGCUUGCCUAUGGCUGUCCGACAUCGAACGGUUUGAGACUUUGAUUCACGCAGUCACCGCAGAUCCUGCCUCUGGCCAUACGACCCUUCGUGGACAUUUAGAAACCAAUAACCUCAUAACAUUGCUGCCUACUUGGCUGUCAAAAACUCGCAACGUGCAACAGUCGAACGCCAGCACUUCGAUUCCGACGAUUUCUGGGUCAAAUGUGGCCAUCCCAUCAACCCUGAAACGCAAACUAGACGAAUUGGAAAUGUCUGGGGGCUCUCGGAAACGAUCUGCACAGGCAGUCACAACAUGCAACGAGAGAGAUGGGAAUGCCUGUGUUUUGACUAAAGACGGCACACACGACGUGGCGCAUAUAUACCCGUUCAGUCUACACAACAGUCGUCCGGAUGACACUUUUCGUACUAGCUUUUGGGCACUAUUAGGCACGUUUUGGUCCGAACGCCGCCUUCAGUCCUGGAAACAAGCAGUCUUUCCCAACGGGGGUUAUGACGAACUUUGUUACAAUAUGAUCAGCCUUUCUCCAAGUGCACAUCGGUACUAUGGUAAAGCGUACUUCGUUCUCAAGCCGAUCUCCCUUUCUGAUGACCAGAAACGAUUUGUCGUUCAGUUUUUCUGGUUAUCCUGCGGAGAUUUCAGAGGAAAUCCCAGGUCUUUGGUAAUUCUGGAAACCAGGCCACCGCUGGGCGUUAUGGGUUCUGUGGGACCUGCUCGUUCUCGAUUGUGGAAUCAUGAAACCGGAGAGCCAAUCCGUUCUGGCGACAUGAUUACCUUGGAGACCCACGAUCCUAUUUCUCACCCCCUGCCAGAAUGGGAAAUCAUGGAGAUGCAGUGGUUCCUCCACCGGGCAGCAGCCAUCAGUGCAGCUGCUGAUGUGAACGAUGACUAUUAUGACGAUGACGGCAAUGUGAUUGGGGCACUAGCUAAGGACCUCGCCGAAAUGGAGGAUGACGACUACGUGACUGAAUUUGGAUCUACCUAUAGUGAACCUGAAUCACACUCGUCUGAUCCGUCUUCUGUCUCGACUGGCUUGCAUAAAGCGACUGCCGGUGCACGUUCUUCACUUGAUACCGUGACCGAAUCUUCGAUGGACGUCGAAGGUCAGUGA